AUGUUGAGCGCUGUAGCAGCACGAAAAGCGGCCCUUGCUGCACAAGCGGAACGACAAACACUAGAGUCUCCGACGCCGUCCGGCUCAGGAUCUACCACUCCAGCUCCAUCUAGGAGUGAAACACCGAAACGCAAGUCCACCGUGCAAAAGUCGCGUUCAGCAACUAAAAAGAUUAAGAAAUCGCAGCCGAAAAGCAUGCCGCAACAAACGACGACGGCUGACGCGUUCAGGGAUCAGACGGAUAUCAUCGUAGUUCAGUCGGAAGACGACGGGUCGGAUGAUGCAAUGAGCGGACUGGAAGAGUUUGAUGAGGGCCCUUCGGAUAGAAAUGGGGGAGCAUCGACAAGAAGGGCGUGGUCUCCCAGUCAACCUGUGGCGGAUUCAUCGGACGAAGAUUCUGUCGACGACGAGGCGGAAAAUGCAAACCCUUUGGACAUAUCGACUCUGUUCCCCCAUCUCUCACAUCCGAAACAAGUCCCCACCGAUGACAAUGUACUGUCAACAUUCGAGCCUGUUCUGGAUGAAAAUGUGUUUAUCUUGACAGAAGAUGAAUGCCAUCAACUAGGGUUGGAAGGAAAUGCUACACUUGUUGGUCUGGAUGCCGAUGAUUCCGUCUGCGUGCUAGGAACGUGUAGCCUGGUGGUUCUCCAUGGUUCAAUAAACCUGCUUGGUGCCACCAUCUCUAGUUCAACCGUCAAACACCGUGUCUAUGCUCCACGUUCUGCCCCGCUUCCUGUUAUUCGUCCUGGGAAAGAGACAGGUUCGAUGGUUCAUGCUGACAAGUUUCCACCUCGGCUUCGCGAUGCUCUCCAGCACAAGGCAAUCAUAGCUCUUCAUGAGCUCAAAACAGAUGUCGUUGGCCUGGGACGCAUUUGCCGAACAUUUGAAGGAGUCUUCGAACCCUCCAGAUGGCAGAAGAGUAGUAUUGAGGCCCCGUUCGACAUACCUGGGCUUUACAUGAUUCGCCAACAAUCCAGAGAGUGUCAUGCGUUCUGGAUGCCACCUUCAUGGUCUAAGGCUUUGGAUAUGCUCUCUCCCAAUGAUAAUAUGAUUUGUGGGACUUAUAUCAUCAAAGGCCCCAAAAAUAGCGGCAAGAGUACAUUUGCUCGAACAUUGACAAAUCAUUUACUUUCCACAUAUAAACGAGUCGCUUUUCUCGAAUGUGAUCUCGGUCAAUCCGAGUUUACUCCUGGCGGCAUGGUUUCAUUGAACGUCAUUUCAUCACCAAUACUUGGGCCACCUUUCACGCAUCCGACACUGCCAAACCGUGCUCAUUUUAUAGGUUCAACGACUCCCCGUUCAUCACCCUCGCACUAUCUGGACGCAGUUCUUUCACUAAUACAAGCGUAUCGACUCGAUAUUCAAACACCUACACUUGAUUUUGACGACAGUGAAGAUGAAACCCUGAUAUCAGACGUUAUUCCCAUAGUGGUGAACACCAUGGGCUGGUCCAAAGGUCUAGGAUUUGACCUGACGCAGAAAAUUGAAUCCUUGCUGGAGCCGACAGACAUCUUCGAUAUCCACACACCAGUAAGGGAGGAGUACCCGACAUCAAUCGCUCCAGUAGGUAUUGGGGGUCACAACAAUGGCUAUGGCGCCUAUCACGACCAGUCCACUAUGGAUGCAACGACUGCACGCGUUCAUGUGCUCGAUGCCGUUGUGUCCUCCUCCUCCGCUGCCGGGUAUACACCCGCAGACCAUCGCGCGAUCAAUAUUCUAUCUUAUUUUCAUGCUCGGUUCCCCAUUGACGCCGUCCCUGGCGGGUUCAAUCAAGUAAAUGCCACUGAGUGGGAUGUGUCAAGGCCUCUCUGCGCACAACUUCCGUAUAAGGUCGAUUGUAGCGUCGCAUUUGAUAAAAUCGUCCUCACUGGAGCUGGCAGUGAAGACGUCGUCGAAGAAGAGAUCGCCCGGGUACUGAACGGAGCCAUUGUAGGAUUCAUCAAGUGCGACCCAGGGGCGAUUGAUGUUGACAUCGGAGCUCAGAGCUCAAGAGAUGCACCCCCCAAUGAUAUUCCAUACACUCGCCAGUUCAGCCCCCCAUCACCUCUCUCGUCAGAGUGUGUUGGCCUAGGUCUUAUACGCGGCGUGUCGUCGCCGUCGCCCGCGAUUACAUCCACGGACCAUGCAUCGCCAGAGGGACUCUCCAAGACUUACCUGCACAUACUCACCCCUCUUCCCCAUACUCUCCUCGCGCAAACCCGUGUAUUAGUCAAGGGCGAAAUGGAGCUUCCUGUUUGGGGAAUGCUGGAUUUCCGAAACUUCGAAGGCAAGGAUGUAGACAUGGGGGAUGUGGUGGGCGUCGAGCGGGAUAACGUCCCGUACUUGCAGUGGGGAAAGGCGCCGGAUGGUGCUCUCGGAGCAGAGAAACGGCGGGUGCGAAGGAAUCUGAUGAGGAGAGGUCAGAUGUAA
Molecule: messenger RNA, 2409 nt
Organism: Psilocybe cubensis
Lineage: Eukaryota; Fungi; Basidiomycota; Agaricomycetes; Agaricales; Agrocybaceae
Exons: 4
Coding region: 1-2409 (802 amino acids)
Biological process (GO): cleavage in ITS2 between 5.8S rRNA and LSU-rRNA of tricistronic rRNA transcript (SSU-rRNA, 5.8S rRNA, LSU-rRNA)
Cellular component (GO): nucleus
Molecular function (GO): polynucleotide 5'-hydroxyl-kinase activity
Source: RefSeq, a predicted model, not a curated record